Messenger RNA from Pseudogymnoascus verrucosus, 888 nucleotides. RefSeq lists its product as uncharacterized. Bases 1 to 888 code for a protein of 295 amino acids. The record is from RefSeq and is a predicted model, not a curated record. Gene Ontology annotation, biological process: ubiquitin-dependent protein catabolic process. Gene Ontology annotation, cellular component: proteasome core complex, alpha-subunit complex; proteasome core complex; nucleus. Lineage: Eukaryota; Fungi; Ascomycota; Leotiomycetes; Thelebolales; Thelebolaceae. The transcript has 3 exons.
AUGACCUCGAUAGGGACGGGUUACGAUCUCCAGAACUCCGUCUUCUCCCCCGACGGCCGCAACUUCCAGGUCGAAUAUGCCGUCAAGGCUGUCGAGAAUGGCGGCACCUCCAUCGGCAUCCGCUGCAAGGACGGCGUCGUCCUCGCCGUCGAGAAGCUCGUCACAUCCAAGCUGCUGAAGCCAGAAGCCAACAAACGCAUCGCCACCAUCGAUAGACACAUGGGAGCUGUCUCGUCAGGCUUAGUACCCGACGGACGCCACUUCACGUCGCGCGCCCGCGACGAAGCGGCCUCGUGGCGCGAAGUCUACAAGGCGCCCAUCUCGACUGCCGACCUCGCCAGCCGCAUGGGCGGCUACCUCCAAGCCUACACCCUGUACUCCUCCGUGCGCCCCUUCGGCAUCACCGCCAUCCUCGGCGGCUGGGACUCCGAAGUCGAGCUCCCCGUCGACGGGCAAGUUGGCGACGGACCCGCCUCCGGCGCCGGCGGCAAGGCAGAGGGAAAGACGUACGGCGGACCCGCGCUGUACAUGAUUGAGCCCAGCGGACAGUACUGGGGGUACUACGGUGCUGCUACAGGGAAGGGACGACAGAGCGCGAAGGCUGAGCUGGAGAAGCUUGAUCUUGCGGCUGGCACGUUGAGUUUGGCGGAUGGAGUCAAGGAGGCGGCGAGGAUUAUCUACGUGGCGCAUGAGGAGAAUAAGGAUAAGGAGUUUGAGCUUGAGAUGACGUGGAUUAGUGCGCUGGAUGGGCCGACGAAGGGGAGGCAUGAGGAGGUGCCGAGGGAGUUGCUGGCGGAGGCGGAGAAGGCGGCGAAGGAGGCGCUGGAGGGGGAGGAUGAGGAUGAGGAGAAGAAGGAGGGGGAGGAGGGGGAUAAGAUGGAGGAGUAA